CUGACUUAACAAUAGGAUUGACAUAACAACAACUCAAAGCAGCUGCUUGUUAUUUCUCAAUUCUAUAUUAACUCAUCUAACUUAAUCUGAUUAAAUAUUUCUUGUUAUGAUUUGAAUACAAUUUUAAUUGUACUUUGCAAAGGUGUACAUAAUUAUACCUAGUAAUCACUUUGUUAUUAUUUACGAUUGAAGCUUCUCACUCAAAUGAAAUAAUGGAAUAUAAAAAUGAUAUUUUGAGUACAUCUUUACUAAAGCUACAUGGAGAUUUUAAAUCACAAGUGAACUAUUUAUUACAAAAUGUAAGAUUAUCAAGGAAUGAUGUGGAAAAUUUGACAUGGCUUUUCUCAGACCUGGAACAAUCCCUACAAAGGGUUUGGCCUGGUUGCAUAGUAAUGCCAUUUGGCUCUAUAGUAACAGGUCUUGGAAUACAAACUAGUGAUGCAGAUUGCUAUGUUUCAAUACCAGAUCAUCUCAAGAUAGCAGGUGAGAAGUAUGUAAUGCAAGCAAAGCAUGCACUGAUGAGGUUCUCUGUAAAUUUCAAAGAACUGUUUGCAAUAACCAAUGCAAAAGUACCCAUUGUGAAAUGCUUCCAUGUACCAACAGAAUCUCAUUGUGAUAUUAGUUUUAAAUCAAUCUCAGGGGUAAGAAAUAGUAAAUUAAUAGCUUGUCUAUUACAAAGUAACCCAAAUGCACUGAAUCUGGCUGUUUUAAUAAAAUACUGGUCAAAAGUGCAUGGGAUCACCGGCACUAAUUUGUUGCCUAAUUAUGCUUUAACAAUGAUGGUAAUAUUUUACUUACAACAAAUAAAUGUCUUACCAUCUGUUAUACAACUGCAGAGAAAUACAGAAGCAAUCAUGGUUGAUGACUGGAACACAAGUUUCAAUGAGGACUUCAAUUUUAAAUCCAUGAAUAAUCUGUCACUGUAUAAACUCUUAGGAGGGUUCUUUGAAUAUUACAGUACUUUUAAUUUUAAAGAAAACAUUGUGUCACCAUAUUUGGGACGGCCUUUAAGUGCAGAAUUGUUUAAAGAUGUUAAAAUGGUUCCAAAUCAAUUUGCACUAUAUAAAAAGAAUGUUAUAAGUAAAGUAUAUAAGCCACUAAAUGUAAAUGGCAUAAUGUGUAUACAAGACCCCUUUGACCAUAGUAGGAAUGUAUCUGGAGCUGUGUAUCUGAGAUUAGCAGUCAAUUUCUUUUUACAUUUGAAGUAUGCGACUGAAAUGUACAAAGGAUGCACUGAAAAUGACUUCCUAGAAGGCCUCCUGUCAAAAUCGUUAGCGCCAAUUACUUUACAAUCAACAAAUAAAAAGAAAAGUAAGGUUCAUAAGACUGGACAGGGUAAAAUUAAGAAACAAACUAAAAGAAAUAGCUAUAACCACAGCAGUUUCCAAUCACUGUUUAUAGAAAUUAAUAAACUAAUGAAAAAUAAUACAAAAUAAAAGAGUUACAUUAUAUAGUAUUGUGUAGGAAAAGUAAACAAGUUUACUUGAUAAGUGAAAGACUAAAAAGGAUCAUUUAAUAAAAGGACAAAAUCAUAAUGUUAAAUGUGUAUAUGUUAAAAUAAUUUUCCUAAAAUAAUAUAAAAUAAAUUUUGUCACACACACACAUAUAUUUUAUCACAUUUAUUAUGCCUCAUUGCAUCAGCAUGGGUAGGUUCCAUAUUGUUAGAAAUCAGACUAUGAUUUACAAGAAAUUGUAUGUACUCUGACUAUAAUUAUCGUCAUUAGCAAUUACUCUGUAAUAAG
Molecule: messenger RNA, 1742 nt
Organism: Achroia grisella
Lineage: Eukaryota; Metazoa; Arthropoda; Insecta; Lepidoptera; Pyralidae
Product: terminal uridylyltransferase Tailor-like
Exons: 3
Coding region: 213-1436 (407 amino acids)
Biological process (GO): RNA 3'-end processing
Molecular function (GO): nucleotidyltransferase activity
Source: RefSeq, a predicted model, not a curated record